Diachasma alloeum is the source of this 789-nucleotide messenger RNA. RefSeq names its product M-phase phosphoprotein 6 (gene Mpp6). Lineage: Eukaryota; Metazoa; Arthropoda; Insecta; Hymenoptera; Braconidae. The record is from RefSeq and is a predicted model, not a curated record. Gene Ontology annotation, biological process: maturation of 5.8S rRNA.
AAUCGAAAAUCGAUUAAUCGGCCGUUGAAAACAUCGAAUGAAAAACAGCGAUGAUCGGGCAUGCAAAAUCGAUGUUUCGAUUAAUCGACUAAUAUCGCGAAUCUCUAGUUCCAUUCUUCCAUUUGAGAUUGUACAAACGACAGCCCUCCAUCUCGGUUCCUUGGUUCCUCGGUUUUUACGACUGAAUUUGUUGACUGAAGUGAUUUUUAUUUUUGGAAAGUGAUUAUUGUGUACGGAUUUUUGUGGGGCAACAAUGGCGGAACGGGAGAUGGGUAAAAUGAAGCUGUCGAAGAGCAUUUUGGAGAUGAAGUUUAUGAAGCGAACGAAGGAAAAAGUUGAACAGCAAUUGUUUCAAACUGAGGGUGAGGAGUAUUUUGAGAGCCAGUUGACGACGAGAUUGAAAAAAGAAUCAGGAAAAUACCUCAUUGAACCAAGUUUCAUGUACUGCGAAAAGCUGAUAGAAGGGCGUUUGAGUUUCCAAGGAAUGAACCCAGAAGUUGAACAGCUUAUAGAAGCUGAGUACAACGAAAAACGCCAGAAGCAGGAGAAACUGAAGGAGGAAGAAAUAUCCGAGACACAAAUGGCGAACCACUACAAGUCGUGUAAUCCCAGGAUGAACAACAAGAAUAGAAACAGGAAGAAACAGUUUUUCUCAGACGAAAACAGAGAGCGACAGAAAUUCAAGAGGACGAAAUUCAUGAAGCCUUCGGACUGAAGAAAGAAAAGCCAAAUGACAUUGCUGUAAAUUUUUUGUACAUAUUCUCAAUAAACUUCGAGUGCGUACGAAUA